Molecule: messenger RNA, 1395 nt
Organism: Candidozyma duobushaemuli
Lineage: Eukaryota; Fungi; Ascomycota; Pichiomycetes; Serinales; Metschnikowiaceae
Exons: 1
Coding region: 1-1395 (464 amino acids)
Source: RefSeq, a predicted model, not a curated record
AUGGAUCCACUGUCUUUCAAGCACACCGUGACAGUUUACAGUGUGCUUGUGCUUGCUUCCUCGGUUGUGGGAAGCGUAGCAUACACCAUUCUGAUUGUGCUUCUAAAAAAACCCCAUAAAGCCAAAAUGGAUGAGGAAUCUGUCUUUGCGUCACAAGAACAUACUGAAAUGCUGCCAGCUCCCGUACCCCCGUCUCCGAACUCUGUUAAAUUUGAGCCGUGGAAGCCGUUGAUGAGGAAACUUCCAACGACUCCACCUUCCCCGUUUCAAGACAACGAACAUGUGGAAUCGACAGCUGAGGCCGAGGCAAUUGAGGACUCUGUGACAUAUACCACUGAGCUGGGUACAGAAACACCAAACAUCAACAUGAUAUUGCUGUCAACCUCUAACAUAAGAAGUUACAUUUAUCUGUCUCAGGAGCUCAUGGACUUGGGAACCUUAAUCGAAACACAGGCUAUUGAGGUGCCUAUCCAUAAGGAUGAGAAUGGCAGAAACAAGUCAAAAGUAAGGCUCUCUCAGCUUCUUAGAUUUACCCAUCAGAUUCCCCGCCGUCACUUCUCGGACAUUGACACUUUGGAAAGGGCCAUUGACGAUAUUUUGGUUGGUGCCGAGAGCUGCCCAGUCGACAAAACCAUUAGUCUCUUCCGUCUUGUGACCAUAGGCUCUACAGAGCAAACCUACGACAACGCCUACUUUUUCACCAGACCAUUUCAUCAAGCAGUUGCCUGGUGUUCAGAUUUAUCCUUGUUCAGCCAUGAGCCCGAACUGUUGCAAAUGAGCAUUGCAGAAAUGCUCAUCUGCUGGUGCUGGAAUCAAUGGUGUUGCGCUCACGGAACCCAUACAAAAAGCAGUGAGCUCUUGAGAGUUUUGGCCCAGGCAGCCUCAAUGGCAUCCACUGAGACCUACCACAGUGUAGGUCAUGUGGAGGUGAUGGCUGUUUUGUGCCAGGUCUACAGCGGUCUUGGCUAUUUUGCACCCAAUGUUCAGAAACCUAUGAUGUUGAAGGCAGCCACGGUGAUGAAGGCAUGUUCUUCUACGGCCCCCUGCCAUGUUCACAGAGAUCUUGUUCCGAUCUAUGCCCAGGCUGUAUGUGCUACUCUGCGCCAAAGCAGCCUUGUGGCUUUAUACGAGUGUCUCAGUGUGCUAGUGAGUCCACAUCGUCAAUGUUGCUUAGAAUAUAGAGACCUUGCACCGCCAACUUCUGACUUGCUUGCAUUGUUGAGACAUGGAUUAUGGACCAGGCAGCCACCAGAGGUUCGAGAAAAAGCCCAGUCCUUGGCAGACAGACUAGGAGAACAGUUUGAGCAAAUGGAGGAGUGGUGCAAUCGGGAUGAGAGCUCGACCGAGUCUGGGGAAAACAUAGUUGCUCCAGGCGCCUGGCUGAUGUUUCGGUGA